ACACGCUAUAAAUACUCCACACGCUAACCUUGGCCGUGAAUGUGUCGUGCUGUACAUACCCUUUAAUAUACUGUGUUCACCGUCGACGAAGAACCACAUUUUAUAAAAAAAAAUUAACCAUGGCUCAGUAUCCCGAAAAGGGCGGCGCGCCAUAUCCCCCGCAAUCCAUGGGCUACCAGUAUCCCAUGCCGCCACAGGCGGGAACGGCGCCCAUGCCGUAUCCGCCCCAGGCCGGGGGCUUCAUGCCGCAGUCCAGUGUGGCUGGUGCUCCGCCGCCCUACACUCCCAGUGCCACGGUCCCGGGAUACCAGCAGUAUUACCCCCAGAUUCCGGCCACCCACAUGCCGCAGCAUGGAUACGUCACACCACAACAGCCGCAGUACUUCCGGCCACAGGCCCAUAUUAUACACCAUGGCGGAUUUGACGGCGGCGCCCGGUUUGAUGGCAGUACAAGCGCUUCAGUUCCGCCGCCUCCACCGGGUUGUAUGCCGAAUGCCGCGCAGAUCGCGGCGGUCCAGGGUGGAAACGUCACCGUCACACAGAAGCAGCAAGCGGACUUUUUUAAAGGCAGCGGUGGCGGUGGUUACACAUUCUGGUGAACAUCCUUAAUGCUCGACAGCAAACCCGGCGACACCGGACCGCCACUAAUGUGUUUAUGACGAAUUAGCAAUAUACAGUAUGUAAAAUAUAUUUUUCGUACAAUAUGAAGAUAAAUGUUCUUUUUCAAUUUAAUUCACCCACCAGCGGACGGGUAUGAUGUUUUCAUAUUUCUGCUUAUGGUUACCCGAUCACCACUGAUUAACUGUGUCAGUGUCUUCGCCGUGGCCGCACUGUUGUCGCGCAUCAUACACAAAUGCAUUAGAAGUAAUUAAUAUACGAUUACAUCG
Molecule: messenger RNA, 887 nt
Organism: Paramacrobiotus metropolitanus
Lineage: Eukaryota; Metazoa; Tardigrada; Eutardigrada; Parachela; Macrobiotidae
Product: DAZ-associated protein 2-like
Exons: 3
Coding region: 120-599 (159 amino acids)
Source: RefSeq, a predicted model, not a curated record